Molecule: messenger RNA, 4347 nt
Organism: Cyprinus carpio (common carp)
Lineage: Eukaryota; Metazoa; Chordata; Actinopteri; Cypriniformes; Cyprinidae
Gene: srfa
Product: serum response factor-like
Exons: 8
Coding region: 553-2166 (537 amino acids)
Biological process (GO): positive regulation of transcription by RNA polymerase II
Molecular function (GO): serum response element binding; DNA-binding transcription factor activity, RNA polymerase II-specific; protein dimerization activity
Source: RefSeq, a predicted model, not a curated record
UGGAGGAAAGUAGAUCUUUAGGCGAACGACCUCGUGAGAUGAAUUCCCUAAAUAAGCGUGCUAUUAGCAAUUAUAUAGUUUCAGAAAACAUUAAACAUUAAACACGACCGAAAUAUAGUCGUUCAUGUGUUAAAAGGGACUAAUGUUACGCGAUACUGACGUUACUGCAGGUAACUAGUUCUGUACGCGGAGGCACAUUGAGGCACGGUCGCGAUUCGUUGUUUCCAAAUGUGGCAAGCGCGGCGUAAGUUCACUUGAGGUUUGAUUGAUGGACCGUAGGCGGAAACUAUACGCUUGUAAACUUUGUACGAUGGUCGUGAGGGGCUAGUUUUGGAGGUUUGUUUUUGGAAAUCACGAGCUGCCUGAAUCGCGGCUUUCAAACAGACAGAUAAAUCCGUCCUCAAACUCCAGACCCCGCGCGUUUUGUGUGCUAAAGGGAGCUAAUGUUUCCUAGCCUAGCAUAUGUGAGGUAAGUUCGGAGUCGAGGGACGCGAUCUGCUGGGUUUGAUCUGGGAUCUGCUCGGAUCUCUGCACCUAAGUUACCGCGGGGCGAUGUUAGGGGGAAACGGGAUGGCCAGAGGGGCUGGGCGCUCCGGUAACGGCGCGGGAUUGACCCCUCUACAGGUGGGCAGUACAUCUGGGGCUCUGGGGGCGGUAAACUCUGCCAUAAACCUGCCUGACGGCGGCAGGUACGACGACAGGCCGUCGGUGGAGGCUGUGCUGAGCGGCUCCGACGGAGACUCGGACUCCGGGGACGAUGAGGAGAGUCCCGCGGUGGACAGGAGAGGGGUGAAGCGGGAGAGGAGUGAGAUGGAGGUCGGUGUAUCCUCGGGAUCUCACGCGGGACUGUCGGCGGGAUACGGAGGGGUUUCCGCCGGGGUGGCCGGCGCUAAACCGGGCAAGAAAACGCGAGGACGGGUGAAAAUUAAGAUGGAGUUUAUUGACAACAAGCUGAGGAGAUACACGACCUUCAGCAAGAGAAAGACUGGCAUUAUGAAGAAGGCUUACGAAUUAUCCACCUUAACGGGGACGCAAGUUUUGCUCCUGGUUGCCAGCGAGACGGGCCACGUCUACACGUUUGCCACGCGGAAACUUCAGCCCAUGAUCACCAGUGAAACGGGUAAAGCCCUGAUCCAGACCUGCCUGAAUUCCCCUGAUUCUCCACCCCGUACGGACCCUUCAACAGACCAGCGGAUGAGUGCCACCGGAUUCGAGGAGACGGACCUCACCUACCAGGUCUCAGAGGCUGAUGGUCUCACAGAGCCAAAGGAGAUGAUCAAGCCGACGUUCACGGCUGCCUCUGUACCCGGAGGAGGCACCAGCACCAACAGCACCACCACACAGUCGUCGGCCUCGUCCUCUCCCUCCUCGUCCUCCGUCUCCAUGCACACCUCCAGCAGCAGCUGCUGGCCGGUGGCCGCCGGGAUGAACGCUCAGAGCGUCUCCAGUGCGAACGGGACGGUGCUCAAGAGCUCUCCGGCGGGGGUCAUGCAGCUGCCCAGCGGAUUCACGCUCAUGCCAGGCGCUUCUCUUCCUCCUGGCACACACACUGUUCCUCUCAGUCAGCUGCAGACACACUCUCUGGCCAUACAGUGUCCACAGACGCAAACCAGCAGCAGCAGCAGCUCCGCCGCCGCACACACACAGGCCACGCUCUUCCGCCUGCCGGCCGCGGUCUCGCUCACAGGUGGUGCGACGCCUCAGCAGUUACAGGCCAUCCAGGUCCACCCCAGUCCUCAGAGCAGUGACAGCAGUCCCGAGAUCAGUCAGACCUCCACCAGCUCCACUGCAAGCCACACCGCUACGAUAGUCACGUCCUCAGUGCCUUCUUCAGUGGCAGGUCACAUGAUGUACCCUGGAGCGCACGUCAUGUACGCUACAUCCUCCUCUACCCUUGCCGACGGGGGUCUGACUCUGCUCAAUACCUUCCCACAAGCCCCCGCUGCGAUGCACAUGUCCCACACACAAGCCCAAGACUCAGGUCCGGCAGACGGUCACAGUGCAGUUCCCCAGAUGUUUUUCACGGGACCUCCUGGAACUGUACAGAUCCCAGUUUCAGCCGUUCCACUACAUUCGAUGUUAAUAAACCAGCAGCCCACCGGUAGCAGCAGCGCCACCCUCACAGAACUGCGGGUGGUGAAUCUGGACAAUCCCAAAGGAGACUGACCCGUAAAGCACGCGGCCGGUGUGACCGUCCACUCACACUGAUAUUCCAGGGAUCACUCAUGCCAUGCAAUCAGACUGCCAUUAUAUUUAUUACUGCCUUCUCGCUGCGUGGGACAUGCGUCAAUAAUGAGGUGUGAUAAUGACGAUUGAAGGAUGAUCACAUCUCCUCACGGACUCGUUUUGGUGGGUGGUGUGAUAAUGGAUGUUUUUUUGUUCACGCGCAUCUAUACUUCAGGAUUUCAUAGAGACGUGUCUGCACUGUCGCUUCUGGGACUUCACCUGUUUUUGAUGAAAGAUCUUGUUCACUUUCAGUAAAUCCAAACCUCUUCGCUGUACAACAGUUGAAGGAUCUUCAGUUCAAUCUUUCUUUCUUUCAGGAACGCCUCUCUUGAUCUGAUUUGUAAUUAAUUUUUCUUUGGAGGUCAAAAAUGGAUUCUUUCCAGAAUUUAUGUUGUGAAAUCAGCCUAUUGGUAUAGUUUCAAUGGCGGUUUGUGUGAUAUUUAUCGCUUUAAGGAAUGUUUCACUCAGAAAGGACAAUUCUUUUUGUCCAACCUUCUGUCCAUUUAAAUAAAUGGUGACUGAUGCGGACGAGCUCCAAGUACCACCUUUUUAUAAAAUUAUUAUUAUUUUUUAGUCAUUUUUAGAGCUCAAUAGCACCCGUUCCCAUUUAUAAGCAUCAUCAGACUUGGAAAGACAUGAGGGGGAGGAAAUCAUGAGUGAACUUGCUCUAAAAGUAAUGCUGGAUACUCUUGCACUGCCAUCAACAUUCACUAGGGGCUUCAUGUACAGUUUGAAUUUAUAAUUUCUUAAAAAUACAAUUUUUCAUCCUCAUCACUUUCUCUGUGGCCUUUGUUAUUCACUUGACCCUUCGCUGGGAGUUUGAUUGACAGGCGAUCUGACCAAUCAUAAUGCCAAAUCUGCCAUUUUGUCUGACAAACAAACAAACCAGAGUAGAUUAACGUCGGUAGACUUGAACUUGAAAAAGUGUAUUGAUGUUUUUCUGCGGUUGAAACAAGAUACCUUCUGAUGUUCAUUCAUGUUUAUUUUGUGCUAUAACUAGUAAAUAUGAAAAGACGUUCAUGUGCCGCUUGAUCUGAGGCGCUACAGCGAUCUCUCACGACAAAUUAAAGAGCCACAAAAUGGUAUUUAUGGUUUGAAUUUCUUAAAUUACAAAAUUCAAAAGCUAAGACAUUGUUUCUUCCCAACAGUAACCUGCUGUGUCUUGUCUGUCGGCACGUUGUUAGUUUCCUCUUUGCUCCGCCAUGCAUUUUUGACACUGUGGGGGCAAGUCUUUGCCGAAGGCUCAAUUACAAGUUAUAGGAAACCCUAAAAUAAAUCGAUUAUUUCUGUGUGCUGCUAUAAUUUGGAUUUAAACAUGAUCCGUACUGCAAAAAUGUAGGAAAAAGAUAGCAUGUCAUUCCAUGUUGUAAUGCUGUUCCAAACUAUGCUGUACGUAUCAAUAGCUGGAGUUUAAUCUAAGUGUCAGAAGUCGACUCUUCUGCUCCAAAGGCUUCACGUGCUUUCACUUUUUAUGAUGCUGUAAGAGAAAAACACUGACUUGCAUUUGCACUGCAUGACAACGUACCGAAAACAGCGGUGCUGCGCAAUCACAGGUGAAUAAAUGAUGUGGAUUGUGCUCCCAUGGCUUAUUUAGUUUACGUGAUUGAUCUGCUACUAGGUACUAGAAUGGCAUUUUUUUUUUUUUUUUAAACAACUUAUUUUAACUAAGUUAAAUCAAAAGUAGUAAAAGUGUUUAUAUGUGCACCCAUAUAUUAAUAUUGUAAGUUUUUUCUUUAAUUUGUCACCUUAAUUGUAUAUUUUUUGAAUAUUUCAUCUGGAUUUCUCACGACAUCCAAAGGGCUGUAAAUCUCAACGUGUGUAUACGAUUCCUUUGGUUUUUCUCCACAGAUUUCACUCAUUCAGACUGCAAGUUUGGACCAUAAAGCCUUUUUCUCGUACUGUUAAACCGAUUUCAAUGGACCACGGCGAUACCGAGUUUCAGGAAUGCAUAGUCUCUUCUUUUUGUGGAUUUUUAGUUUGUGGAUUUGAGCACAACAUUUUGACCUGUUUGACCCACGCAAACCGGAUAACGAAUGAAAAAAAGACAUUGUGGGAUUUAUGAAGCAGCCAGAACACAAGUAUUUGACUCUUUUAUUCAGUAUUAAUGCGUUUUAAGUCCAG